AUGUAUGAUGCGCUGGAACGCAGUGUUGAGUCACUGGAGACCACUGUUGGGUUGCUGAGAGACUCUGUUGGCACUCUGGAGAAGAACUCUAAACCGAACGUAUAUCUGACGCAGACGAUGCUACAAUCAAGGAGAGUAUUUGAGCUGAUGCUGGAGUAUGAUGUGCAGAGAGCGAAGCUGGACCUGAUCGAGGAAGUGGAACCGUUGGUGACUACGCUGCAGGACAAGCUGGAGAAAUCGAUAAAUAGAAUGAGAAGAGAGUUGGACACGCUACAGCAGACGUACGAAUUGAACAAACUGAGGCUCAGCAAGAACAAUAGCAGCAUUGGCGGGCCGGGGAACGCAGAGUUUGACGUUAGCACAGACGCGGUGAUUAUAGCGUCGUCGACAAACGAAGAAUUGGAGGAGCUCAAGAAGCUGAAACAGCUGAAGGAGGCACUGCGAAAGAGACUCGAGGAGGCGAAGAAGUAG
Messenger RNA from Torulaspora globosa, 471 nucleotides. RefSeq names its product Spc19p (gene SPC19). The transcript has a single exon. Lineage: Eukaryota; Fungi; Ascomycota; Saccharomycetes; Saccharomycetales; Saccharomycetaceae. The coding region runs from base 1 to 471 and encodes 156 amino acids. Gene Ontology annotation, biological process: attachment of spindle microtubules to kinetochore. The record is from RefSeq and is a predicted model, not a curated record. Gene Ontology annotation, cellular component: DASH complex; spindle microtubule.